GAAGUUGAUGUCGAACGCAACCGAAAAUCUUGCAGCUUGUUUUUGAAGAAUUCUCUUGCAAGACUACUUUUGCUUUCGGAUAUUAGUGGAUAUACGAGCGUCUUCAUCUCUUUUUCAAAUUUUCACUUUGUCGUUUUUAAACGAUAGAUGACAUAACACAAACAUCACUGGACUUGAGGGCUUUUCUCUCUGCAUAAUUUUCAUACUUCAUGAAGUCGUCCCUGGAAUCCAAACUGCAUCUUCAGUGUCAAGAACUACAUUCAAGGGUCGUCGUGAAAGCAUUUUUCCUCGAGUACCUUGGUAAGUAGUGGGAGCCUUUCUUUUCUUUCAUCUUCAUCCACUAACCACAAAAACAACUACAACAUCGUUUGUUAGUUACCCUCAUCUCAUCAAGCAAGAAGAUGCCUGCGUCAUCGUCGCGUGGUCGUGGAAGGCGACAACGUUCGCUAUCUUCCCGUCAUUCCUCAGUGGUAAGCGAUAGAGAGUAUGCGAAAGUGAAACAAAGAAAGCGAAGCAUUAUGGAGGCUGUGGCUUUUCCUCACGUGAAUAGUGUAGUUCUAGGUGUAGGUGAUGUUGAUUUCUUGAAAAAUAUAUGUCACGAUCAAGAAUCAUGAUCAACAUGAAGGAACAAGCACUUGUUCUGAUUGAGUGCUUGAUGUUCUUGUUAGUGCUAUAACUUUGUGAGAAAAAUACAAUCAAGUGUCGUGGUCUGUGAGUUGAUCAUGUAAAAACUCUAGUUUCCACUUGAACGGAAUUCCCUCUAACCCACGAAGCCCGAGUAUCGACAAGAAGAAGUCUUCUCGUGCGCCUCCAGCGAAACCUGCGACUACCCGUUCGAAUUCGCGUGGGCGUUCUCGUAACUCUCGCCGUCGUUCGCGAGGAAGAUCGCAGAACUUAUGGUGAAUUUUGAUUUCGUAAUCUAGUCCCGUCAUCAUUAUUACGUAAAUUAAUAUCUUGGCGUUGUUCUUCCCAAGGAAGAAGAAGAACUGUUAUUUCUAUUUUUAACCUUUGAAAUUGACUGAACAAGAAAGUAGAACAGAGGACUGUCGCAGUCCAUUUCUCGUCUAACCUCCCGAUCCUCAAACAAGAACUCGAUCUAUGGUAAAAGCGUUCUGAUUCGCAACUUGCCUCAGACGACUACAAAGGAGGAUUUGGAAACUGAGUUUUUGCGGUUUGGUGACGUCGAUGACGUUCAUAUCCCAUUGGACUACAACACCAGGAAGCAAAAAAGUUUUGCGUUCAUCAAGUUUGCGGAAAGUUAUGGUGCUGAAACGAGUAGAAGAUACAACUAGUACGACUGACUAUUUAGUACAACGAAUAGAAGAUACAACUAGUACAACUGUUGACUAUUUAAUAUAGUACAAGUGAAGAUAGACGAGGACAAGAACAAGUACAAGUGAUAGUACAAGUGAUUUAGACGACAAGGACAAGAACAAGGAUGUUCUUGUUUGAUAUUAUUUUUAGUGAUCAUGAUGACAAAUAGUUACUUUACUAGCGACUUCUACUUGUUGGUGUAGUUCAUCAGCUUCAGAUCAUGAAUCUUUCCGUUCCUUCUUCCUCAUCUUCAUCUGUUUAAGCUUGAGUACUCGUCUUUUUCUUUCUUCUUCCGUGAGCUCGAGAAGAAGUAAUUGUUCUUUCAUCUUCCAGAUGCUGCUGAAGACGCCAUUGCUCGCAUGGAUGGCACCGAUUUCAAGGGGAAUGUUAUCUCGCUGACCGUGGCUGAAGAUCGUCGUAAGUCGCCGAACACUAUGCGUCGAAUCUGCGCUUCCCGCGACAGUCGCGACCGAGGAGGCCGCGACAGAGGAGGCCGCGACCGUGGAAGAGACGAUCGUAGAUGAACUAGUGCGACCGUUCUUGGAAAGUAGGGUCUUGAACACGAUCGUAGAUGAACUAGUACAACCGUUCUUGGAAAGUACUAGGGUCUUGAACUUGGAGUCCAAAUGGAUGGAGAAGUAGAGUCCAAAUCUAAAAGUAACUGUAGUACUAUUGAAAAUGGUCGACUGGACGGGACACCGACUAUUACUUGCAAUAAAAAGAGCUCGUCGGCAGCUUUCUCGGCAAGAAAGGAAGUUUUUUGGAACAAUAGCUCUAGCUCCUUGAAGAUAGCAUGCUUUUCAAUUCUACUAUGAAACUAAAUUGAAGCUCCUUGUUCCCCAACAUUAUCAACAUCAAAACACCAAUAAAUAUAAAUCGAAUGCGCACGAAAUAAACAUCCAAUGAAUGUCUAUGUCACUGUCACAAAGGCAUCUGCUUCUACAACAAGACCGACGCAACAAACUACAAAGUAAAGGAAGCGGCUUCAGAUGAAGCUACUUUGCAUGUGCGAUGAAUCUACUUUACAUGAUGUGCUUUCUAUCAUAAGAGCUUGUACAUCUUCACAUCAAAACCUAAAAAAACUGAAGAAUAUGUUUCUCUAUUGUACCACCAUUUCUCCAUCGCAUAUGAAGAAAACUGAGAAUAUUACAACAGCAAGCAUCAUGAUGAGUAGGUCACUACACCAACACAGUGUCAUGUGAUCAUAAAUUGUGUCUCAUAAGAACAACACGAACAUGUUGAGGACCCUCCAGUAAGAAGUUUUUUUUUUUCGUGUUUACCCCCUUGUUCCCAUGAAGAGAAGCCCCGUUGAUGUGCACCACAACCUCCAAGAUGAAAACCUCCAAGAUGAAAACCUCCAAGAUGAAAAAUCUCUAAUCAAACUACAACAUGGACAUGUUGGAAGGAUGGAACAAUUUAUUGUUGUACAUCUACGCACCCCGCACCCUUUUUCCUUAACCAUUUUUCCUGUGACGAUCACAAUGUGUAGUCCUCGCAAGGG
Molecule: messenger RNA, 2815 nt
Organism: Amoebophrya sp. A25
Lineage: Eukaryota; Dinophyceae; Syndiniales; Amoebophryaceae
Source: the annotation of a GenBank genome assembly